GUUUCAGUUUACAUUUUGAAACGUGUAGAAGGAAAUGAAUUAUGGAGCUUUUAAUGCUAUUUUCUAACUCUGCAUUUGUGUUUAUGGAAAGUCAUCGGAUUGCAAUCGCGUGCACAAUCACAGCAGUAUGCGCGUUCUAUGCGGUACGGCGUUGGAUGCGUGGGGCGCGGUGCCAGAGCAAGGCGAGGUUAGACGGACGGACGGUCCUCAUCACGGGCGGCAACACCGGCGUGGGCAAGGAGACGGCACGUGACCUCGCCAGAAGAGGAGCAAGAAUAUUGAUAGCCGGUCGGGAUUUGAAACGGACGAAUGCUGCAGCCGACGAAAUACGACGAACCACCGGAAAUGACAAUGUGAUUGUUUACAAUCUCGACCUGGCGUCACUGAAGUCCGUCCGCGAGUGCGCUAAGGAAGUCCUGGCGAAGGAGGACCGACUUGAUAUACUCAUUAAUAAUGCAGGCGUUAUGAUUACCCCCAUCCACUGGCGUACGGCGGACGGGUUCGAGAUGCAGAUGGGAACCAACCACCUGGGCCACUUCCUGUUCACCAACCUCCUUCUCGACCUCAUCAAGCGGUCCGCCCCUAGCAGAAUCAUCAACGUCUCAUCACUAGGACACAGCUACAUGGAUCUGGACCUCGAUGACUUGAACAGCGAGAAGGUGGACACGGUGACCGCCUAUGGCCGCUCCAAGCUCGCCAACAUACUCUUCACUCGGGAACUGCACAGGAGACUUAAAGGUAGCGGAGUCAUCUCAGUGAGCCUGCACCCCGGAGCGGUGGCCACGGAGCUGUACCGCUACACGGGAGACCACCGGCUACCCUUUCGACUCUUGAUUACGGUUUUCUGGGCGCUCUACAAGCACAUCAACAAGACGCCGGAAGAAGGUGCCCAAACCACGCUCCAUUGUGCGCUCGAACCGGAAGUUGAACAGCAGUCUGGAAAGUACUUUAGUGAUUGUGCGGUAAAGGAGCCGUCGAGACAAGCCCAGGAUGACGUCAUGGCGUCCAAACUGUGGACAUUGUCCGAGAAACUCGUGGGACUGACCACGUAACCAGGCAAUUGGAGAGAGGUCAUGGAAAACCAAAAUUGCGGACCUGACUUUUUUUCCAAAGUGACGCUCACCUAUGGAGUUCCCAUAUGGUGAUUCAGUUCUACACCGAGGCACCAUCAAUUAGCAGUUAAAACGUUUGAGAUUAAUACAUAUGUUAUUUGUGUGUGUAUUUAAUUCAUGGUCCAAUAAAAAAACAAAUGUA
Molecule: messenger RNA, 1254 nt
Organism: Mya arenaria
Lineage: Eukaryota; Metazoa; Mollusca; Bivalvia; Myida; Myidae
Product: retinol dehydrogenase 13-like
Exons: 7
Coding region: 42-1052 (336 amino acids)
Source: RefSeq, a predicted model, not a curated record